This is a messenger RNA of Hordeum vulgare subsp. vulgare (domesticated barley), 1190 nucleotides long. RefSeq names its product rho GTPase-activating protein 2-like. The transcript is spliced from 3 exons. Bases 153 to 959 code for a protein of 268 amino acids. Gene Ontology annotation, biological process: signal transduction. The record is from RefSeq and is a predicted model, not a curated record. Lineage: Eukaryota; Viridiplantae; Streptophyta; Magnoliopsida; Poales; Poaceae. Gene Ontology annotation, molecular function: GTPase activator activity.
CUAGCUAGUCUCCAUCGGGUCUCCCACCUUCCCACCCUCCCAUCGUGUACGCUACGUACGAGAAGCCACCAGCCAAUACCGCGUCCUCUCCUCAUUACUGCCAGCGCGCGUACUCCUGCUACGCAGGGGAUCGGACGGAUCAGAUCACCAGGAUGGACAUCGGCGGCGGCAGCGGCGGUGGCGAGGAGGAGGAGGUGGACCGUGCCGCCGGCGCCGGCAGCAGCGACCAGCAGAGGAUGAAGAUCGGCUGGCCCACCGACGUCCGCCACGUCGCGCACGUCACCUUCGACCGCUUCCACGGCUUCCGCGGCGUCCCCGCCGAGCUCCAGCCCGAGCCCGCCCUCGCCAAGGCCCCCAGCGCAAGCAAGACGGCGUUCGGCGUGUCAACGGAGUCGAUGCAGUGCGCGCACGACGCGCGGGGGAACAGCGUGCCCACCAUCCUGCUCCUCCUGCAGCGCCGCCUCUACGAGCAGGGCGGCCUCAAGACGGAGGGCAUCUUCCGCGUGGCCGCGGACGGCGCGCAGGAGCAGCGCGUCAGGGACCAGCUCGACCUCGCCGCGUCCGUGCCGGAGGACGCCGACGUGCACUGCCUGGCGGGGCUCAUCAAGGCAUGGUUCAGGGAGCUGCCGGGGGGCCUGCUGGACGCGCUGCCUGAGGAUGAGGUGGCGCGCUGCGCCACCGAGGAGGCGGCGGCUAGGUUGAUCGGCAAGCUGCCGGCGGCCAAGGCGGCGCUGCUCGACUGGGCCGUGCAGCUCAUGGCGGACGUGGCGAGCGAGGAGGCGCGGAACCGGAUGGGCACCCGCAACGUCGCCAUGGUCUUCGCGCCCAACAUGACGCAGGAGGUGGAUCCUCUGACAGCACUCAAGUACGCGGUGCAGGUGAUGAACUUCCUCAACCUGCUCAUCGAGCGGGCGCUCCGACAAAGGCAGCAAGACCAGAAGAAGAAGCAACCUAAGUAGCUAGAUGAUUGUUUGAUUGACGCUUUGGUUAAUUCGAUUAGUAGUCCCGUGCUUAGUUAAUUUCGUUCAGUUGGGUGGCCAUCGACUAAGCUGACUUUGUAUGUACCUGAGCCUAGCUAGGACCCAGCAAAUCAGCUAGAUCUGUGUGUGGGUUUGUUAAUCAUGUCUGCUUUCUCCUUUGAAUAUUUGCGCUCUUUGGAUGAUUUAUUCGGCUUUACUUUCGGUUGUGUA